CGCCACAUCUCGAGCAGAACGGAGCUCCACCGAGAACCCGAGUAUAUAUAGAGCUGUACAGCUGUAUCUGCAUCUUGAGUAGUGAAAUCGAAAACCCCCACCCCCCGAAAACGUAUUCUAUAUCCACCGGAAACUGCAAGGAAAGUUCUAGAACUCUAGUGAAAAGUGCCAAACGAAGCUUUGAAGUGAAAGUCAUCUAAGUCAUCUGAAAAUAUGCAGAAAAUGAAUUUACAUGUGUGCGCCUUAGCGCUGCUGCUGUUCGGCAGUAUCGCCACUGUCCGCGGAAGAGCCGUGGAAAUGGUAGACGACAGCAACGAUGUGGACAACUCCAUCGAGGCGGAGGAGGAGAAGCCCCGCAACCGAGCCUUCGACGCCGACUGGCUCAAGUUCACCAAGACGCCGCCGACGAAGCUGCAGCAGGCUGAUGGGGCCACCAUCGAGAUCGUUUGCGAGAUGAUGGGCUCCCAGGUGCCCAAGAUCCAGUGGGUGGUGGGCCACCUGCCGCGCUCGGAGCUCGACGAUCUGGACUCCAACCAGGUGGCCGAGGAGGCACCCAGUGCCAUUGUCCGCGUCCGUUCCUCGCACAUCAUCGAUCAUGUGCUCAGCGAGGCGCGCACCUACACUUGCGUGGGACGCAGUGGCUCCAAGACGAUCUUCGCGAGCACUGUGGUCCAUCCACCGCGAUCAUCGCGCCUGACGCCCGAGAAGACCUAUCCGGGUGCCCAGAAGCCGCGCAUCAUCUACACCGAGAAGACGCAUUUGGACCUCAUGGGCUCCAGCAUUCAGCUGCCCUGCAGGGUGCACGCUCGUCCGCGGGCCGAGAUCACCUGGAUGAACAACGAGAACGAGAAGAUCGUCCAGGGCGAGCGCCACCGGCUCCUGCCCAACGGGGAUCUCCUGAUCUCCGCGAUCAAGUGGGAGGACAUGGGCAACUACAAGUGCAUAGCCCGGAAUGCAGUCGGCAAAGACACCGCCGACACCUUCGUGUAUCCCGUACUUAAGGAUGAAGACUAAAGAGAUCCCACCACCACCAAACCAAAAAAGAAACAAAAAGGCUAUUGGAUUGACGACGGGAAUUCAUCUAGUUAGUUAGAUAGAUCAAAUGCCUUCGAAGAUGCGUGAAAAGAAAAAAGGAAAAAUAUGCUUAGAAAAGAAAGAAAAAAUACAAAAAAAAUUUAUAAAUGGAAUGGAGCAAAAGGUCAUACGAUUUACAGUUAUGUACAAUUUAGGUUAAGCACAAUCUCUAGCUCGUAAUCCAGGUAAUUAACCGUAUCUAAUGCCGGCUUAGACACUAAUUUUCUAACUUACUAUGAUUACCACUCGAAUAGCAGUCACACGUAUCGCAUUCGAAUUAUAUUAGUACCUACUGUAUGGUUUUCUUCAAUUCUAGUUUUAGUUUUUGCAUUCGUUUCGUUUUAUAUAAGUAGCAAUGAUUGUUCCUAGCGAUUCAGGCAGCUCUAGUUAACGUAUUUAAACUAAUUGGCCGUUUACUUAAGGGUGCCGCAACCCAAGCACUUGUAAUUUGUAACACACAAACCACAAUCAAUCAGUCAGUCAAUCACCCAAUUCGUAUUUAUGUGCACCCAUCAUUUCUACAACUAAUUUAUUGAUCGACCAAAUUCAUCCAGCAUCGCCUCCCAUACACCGAAUCACGGAAUAGUAUUCACGGAAUUAAUCAGUUUCAUAAGCUACCCGACUAUGUUUUAGUUUUUUAAGCGCCUAGAACUGAAAUAUGGUUUUCUAAUUCUUUAGUUUUUAAUUUUAAUCAACCUUCAAGCGAUUGUUUUUGAAUAAAUACAAAAGAAAAUUGAA
Messenger RNA from Drosophila takahashii, 1812 nucleotides. It is a transcript of the gene ImpL2, whose product is annotated as Ecdysone-inducible gene L2. Gene Ontology annotation, cellular component: plasma membrane; axon. Gene Ontology annotation, biological process: axon guidance; homophilic cell-cell adhesion; dendrite self-avoidance. The record is from RefSeq and is a predicted model, not a curated record. Gene Ontology annotation, molecular function: cell-cell adhesion mediator activity. NCBI's taxonomy places the organism in Eukaryota, Metazoa, Arthropoda, Insecta, Diptera, Drosophilidae.